[Torrubiella] hemipterigena is the source of this 768-nucleotide messenger RNA. Lineage: Eukaryota; Fungi; Ascomycota; Sordariomycetes; Hypocreales; Clavicipitaceae. The record is from the annotation of a GenBank genome assembly.
AUGUAUCGGCGGGCACUUUCUCUCCUUACCAUUCAUACAAUUCCCAAAAUGGCUCGUCGGUCAUCCAGAUUAGCGUCCUCAAUACCAGCGCCAACAGCAAGUGCGCCAGAUGAAAAUGAAAAGCCAGCAAAAACAUCACGCCCACCGAAGAAGGCCGUUACCAAAUCGACAACAAUAAAGGCAACACCAAAGGCGUCGCCCAAAAUUGCUACUAAACUCGAGCCUGAAAUCAUCCCCUUCCCUUCAGAAGAAGCAUUCGACGAAUUCCUCGCAGAAAAAGGCACAGCCACACCACAGGGCAUCUGGCUCAAGAUUGCAAAGAAACACACCAAGAUUCCCACCAUCACAUACGACCAGCUCAUCGAUACGGCCCUUUGCCACGGCUGGAUUGACGGGCAGCGCCGCUCGCAUUGCGACUCAUACUUUCUGCAGCGCGUUACUCCCCGUCGAAAAGGUAGCCUCUGGUCCCAGCGCAACGUAGGCAAGAUUGCCGAGCUCACAGCCAAGGGACGCAUGCGUGAUACUGGGCUGCUCGAGGUCCGCCUGGCAAAGGACGAUGGGCGCUGGGAUAAAGCAUACGCAGGACCAAAGGGUAUGAAACCCCCUGCGGAUCUUAAAGAACGGCUUACAAAUGCGCAGCUGGAUGCGCUGGAGGCAAUGUCAAGUUCGGCGAGGUAUAGUAUCCUUUGGGGCAUUGAGACGGCAAAGAAGCAGGAAACGAGGCAGAAGCGCAUUGAUGAGGCGGUUGUGUUGCUUUCAAGUUCGUGA